Cryptosporidium muris RN66 is the source of this 1233-nucleotide messenger RNA. Its product is annotated as methionine aminopeptidase, type I family protein. The record is from RefSeq and is a predicted model, not a curated record. Bases 1 to 1233 code for a protein of 410 amino acids. Gene Ontology annotation, biological process: proteolysis. NCBI's taxonomy places the organism in Eukaryota, Apicomplexa, Conoidasida, Eucoccidiorida, Cryptosporidiidae. Gene Ontology annotation, molecular function: metalloaminopeptidase activity. The transcript has a single exon.
AUGACAAAUGGACAGAAGUCCCAUGUUUGUGAAGGUUGUAAUAGAAAUCUACUAACUUCUUUAGCAUGCCCGCAAUGUAUUAAAUUAGACUUAAAACCAUCAUAUUUUUGUUCUCAAGCUUGUUUUAGGCAGAAUUGGCCCAUACAUAAAUUAAAGCAUGCUAUAAAACCUGUAGAUACUGAUAAAGUUGUCACCAAUAGAGAAGUAGUUAAUACUAAUAUUGGGGUAGAUGACAACUUACUCAAUCAAUCAAUAAAUCCAAAAGAUCCAAGAACUUGGAUUUACUGUCCUCAUAUUAAGAAAUUUGCAAAUUAUGUAGGAUUUACUGGAGAUCUGCGUCCAUAUCCAUUGAGUCCACUUAGAAAAGUACCUAAUUAUAUUGUGAAGCCUGAUUAUGCAGAUGAUAUUCAAGGUCGUCCCUUCAGCGAGAUAAAGAAGAAAAGAGAUGUUAAAAUUGACAUAGUAACACCAGAGCAGAUUAAUGCACUAAGAAAAUGCUGUUUAAUUGGUAGAGAAGCUUUAGAUCUUGCAGCAACUAUGAUAAAACCUGGAGUUACUACUGACAGUAUUGAUGAAGCUAUUCAUAACUUUAUUAUAUCUAAAGGUGGAUAUCCAUCACCACUUAACUAUUGGAACUUUCCUAAAUCAUGCUGUACAUCUGUUAAUGAGGUUAUAUGCCAUGGUAUUCCCGAUUAUCGCCCUUUAGAGGAAGGUGAUAUUGUAAAUGUUGAUAUUACGGUAUACUAUGAAGGUGUCCAUGGAGAUUUGAAUGAAACUUUCCCAGUUGGUAAGAUUGAUGAAAGUUCAAUUAAUUUACUGAGAACAGCAUACAAAUGUCUUGAUGAAGCAAUUAAAAUAUGUAAACCAGGAACAUUGUACAGGGAUAUAGGGAGAGUGAUAAAUAGGAUAACUGAUAAAAACAAUAUGUCAGUAGUACGUACCUAUUGUGGACAUGGAAUUGGUACACUGUUUCAUUGUAAUCCUAAUGUACCACAUUACAAGAACAAUAAAGCAAUUGGUGUGAUGAAAGCAGGCCAUGUAUUUACCAUAGAACCAAUGAUUAAUCUAGGGCGUUGUGAAGAUAUUACUUGGCCAGAUAACUGGACUGCUGUCACUAUAGAUGGCAAAAGAUCAGCUCAAUUUGAGCAUACACUACUAAUUACUGAUACAGGUGUUGAAGUUCUUACAAAAAGAUUACUUAGCUCACCCAAAUUAGCUUUCCUUAAUUUCUAG